Lymnaea stagnalis (great pond snail) is the source of this 12147-nucleotide messenger RNA. The record is from the annotation of a GenBank genome assembly. Lineage: Eukaryota; Metazoa; Mollusca; Gastropoda; Lymnaeidae.
CUGAACGUGCGAAUGUCGCUUGCGAUGGGCUCAGCCUGGGAUGCGACGAGUUCUCUGGAGUGUUAGUUCGUUUCUACUUCAUUCAUUCAAAAGUGAUUUUUGUGCAUUUUUAAUUCAUGGUUCUAUAACUAUUACAUGCAGAAGUGUAGUCAUGUGAGGGUUCAGAGAUGCGCCCAGGUUUAAAUAAUUUAACAAAUGGGCGCGCUGCUGCUGCAAAAAAGGGCAUUAAGAUCAUUUAUUUAUUAAAUUUUAUUGAAUUUAAACAAAAAAAAUUGCCUUGCCUUUGACAACAAAAUGUAACGUAGCUCUUCUGGGAAUAUCCGAUAAGUAACAAAGCAGCUUGCAGCUAUGGUACCUUACUGCGUAGCUCAGUGUAGUUACUGCAUGCAUUUCGUGUGGAUGUAAUUUUUUGAUAGUAUUAUUCGCCAUUCGCAUGCGAAGAUGACCAAGGCUAUAUGCUACUUAAGUAGUGACCUUUGACUUGCGCAACUCGCCAGCCUCACUCUCUUGUCCUCUCCUAUUUCGAUACUAUAACAAGGCUUGGUCAAGAUAUAACAUUGCAUAAUUUGCUAUAGCAUACUGUACACUGUAUAAUGUGCUAUGUUAUAUUUUACUUCAGUAUGCUGUGUUAUGGUAUACUGUGAUACUGUGUAAUCUGCCAGCAUAUUAUUCUUUUGUGUAAUCUGGAAAUGAACGACCAGAGGUUUAAAAUAGUUGUCUACUGUAGCAGAUUAGUAAAGAAUAUUCAACAGUUGUUUUUUUUUUUAAUUCAAGUAAAUAUUGACAUACUUUUACAAUUCCGGCGAACGACAAUUCUAUUUGAACAUCCCGUGUUGGACUGUGUCGGACUAAUUAGGCUGCAAAUGUUGCAUGCCGGAAAAAAAUUUAAGGUUUUAAUAAAUUGUGAAUUGUUCUUCCCCUAUGGAGCCAUUGCUUAUAAAGUCUUGUGAGAUAGACUGUGAGGCACCGGAUGGCCCCCAGGCUUUCGUGUGCACCACUUAGCUCUUAAUGCGCUCCACGGCACAGGAGCUGCCGGAAUUUUCAUUUCGUCCAUGUAAUAAAACCUACGGACUCCUUCACAGGGGUUGAAUUCAGAGUGUGUCUCCUCCUAGAUGGGUUGUCAUCCAAGGUUAACGAGCCCAACCCACUCGGGUUGCUGCUGCUGCUGUUUUUGGCUUGUCGAAUUUAAAAAAAUAUUUUUUGACUGUCAGUGUAAUACAGUUCAUACAGCAUCCCGAUACUGUAUUGCACCGUGUUAUUAACUAGGUGAUAAGCAUUUAAACAUUUGAUCAUUCACGCCAGUGUAAGUUAGCAUGUUUUCAGUUUGACAACUUCUUGUAACAGAUUCAAUGUGUCGAUAAUCUCAGGCGCCUAAGCUUAGUAACUUGAUUGUCGGAGAGUCUGAAAGUCGAUUCUAAACUUUACAUCACCCAACAAUAAAUUGUUAAAUUUCUGACGAAAUGCUUCUUCAUACGAGUGUGAAAAAAAAAAAAAAAAUAAAAAAAAAAAAAAAAAAAAAAAAAAAAAAAAAAAACCCCCCCCAUACCACCCCCCCCCCCCCCCCCCAACAAUCCAAAAGAGUGAUGUAGCCACAUUCCUUACUUUGUUUUGUUAAACAUAAUUCAAUGUGGCAUAGUUUUAGAGGGGGUCGGUUUCAACAUGUCGUCCCUGAUGCGCCAUCCCCCAACUGCCCACCCCUCUCCUUGGUUUCGUAAAACCACAGGGUAAAACCAAGAUAUUCGUUUCAAGCACCAGACAAUGAUGACAUAUCAUACAAUGAGAAAAUAACCCAGUUUACAAAAAGACAUCUAAAAGACAUUGUUUUGGGUAUGAUGCAUUUUUUCCUUCUCGCCGUGGUUAGCCUUCCUUUAUUCCAGCUCAACAUUCCCCCCCCCCCUCUUUACAAACCGUUUCAAAUGUUUACAUUCAGUUCAACAACCCAGCAGUGUCUUCUGGACGUUUUGUCUAACGUGAAGAAUAAAAUACGGUGUGUUACAACUAUUACAAUGAGAAAAUAACCCAGUUUACAAAAAGACAUCUAAAAGACAUUGUUUUGGGUAUGAUGCAUUUUUUCCUUCUCGCCGUGGUUAGCCUUCCUUUAUUCCAGCUCAACAUUCCCCCCCCCUCUUUACAAACCGUUUCAAAUGUUUACAUUCAGUUCAACAACCCAGCAGUGUCUUCUGGACGUUUUGUCUAACGUGAAGAAUAAAAUACGGUGUGUUACAACUAACAAUGCCAAGGACGUCAUUGAGCACGCACGCUUUGGUACUGAGAGAGCAGAGCAUGUGUCUGGCACUGGUGGAACACGUCACAGAUUAGUGUGUUUGUUUACUUUCAGGCCGUGCUAUCAGAUAAAAAUCGUCCAAGGGACUUUUCAGAGGUAAACAUGAAGGGACUUUUGCUCUCCUCUCUUCUGGUAAGUGGAAAAAAAAACAACGUUUUUUUAAAAAAAAAUAAAUAUUUAUCUUUAAACAUUAAUGAACCUAAAGUUGUUUCCAUUUUACCCAUAACACCACUGUUAUGCCAUUUUACCUCUAGAACCAAUGUGAUACCAAUUUACCUCUAAAAAGACUGAAUAUGGUUUACAACUCAAAUUUUCGAAUUUUUUGGCGGGGCUUAAUUUUAUUAUCUCUAAACUCACUAUUUACGAAGGUUGACUAACUAUUCUAACUUCUAUAUUGUCUUAAAGUCUUGUAGACGAUUUAAAUAAUAAAGAGAAAAUACGUUUACAUAAUAAAGGACAAUGUAACAUUUUCUAUAAUGUAAUAAAUAAUUAAAUUUUGUUACGAAAUUGUGGAUCAAAACAGUGAAAAAUUAAUAUCUUAACUUUAUUUGAUUUUUGUUUCAUUUUCGUCUUUCUACCCCUCAAAAAUUAGAACAAAACAGAGCCGGAAGACAGAGUUUCCCUUUCGUAAUGAUAAUUAGAUAUCAUCGGAACCGAAAUACCGUAUUGAACUUCGUAAUGAUAAUUAGAUAUCAUCGGAACCGAAAUACCGUAUUGAACUUCGUAAUGAUAAUUAGAUAUCAUCGGAACCGAAAUACCGUAUUGAACUUCGUAAUGAUAAUUAGAUAUCAUCGGAACCGAAAUACCGUAUUGAACUUCGUAAUGAUAAUUAGAUUUCACCAGUCUGAUACAAUGUUUCAGAUUGUUUUUUUACUAAUAAAAAAAAAAUAAAUAAUAAAGUCGUACGAAUUGCCAAAAAUGUGUUUGUUUACAAAGCUAUCGCAACGACAAUUUCACUAAGUUCAAUCAAAGAAAACCGAUUACCUGUGUGUGUUCAGCUUGCUACAGCUGUGUGUGCUCAGAUUGACAUUGCUACGUGUGUGUGUUCCGAUUGCUCGAGCUGCGUGCGUUCAAACUGUUAUAGUUCAUGAAGCACGCAGUCUUAAAGUAGCCAUUAACAUGUCACAUUUUGCCCUAGGUCCGUAGUAACAUUGACCCCCAUUAAAUGUCCAUUUCUCACCAUUAAGCCUACAUAUCGUUAAGCUAAGUGUAGUGUAGAAUAACUGUAACACCUCUUCCCCAGAUUUGAGAUCAAUUAUCAAUAAAUUAAUCUACUCCAUUUCAGAUUAUCUUCGCCGGGAUUAUCCUACCCUUUGGUAAGUUUAAAACAAAGGAUCCAAAUAUCUUAUACCAUCUUUUAACAAUCAGGAAAGGGCUUUUAGAAUAUUACAAAAGAUGUCGAAACAUAAAAAUUCGACAGGUAUUUCAAAAACCCAUUUACAUUGAUUUCUAAUUUGCCUUUGUAACCGUAUGUAAGCAUGUGUAGGCUCCUGAAAUGUCUUUCCCUAUUCGUUUCUAGUGAUAUGGAACACAGUCUAAGCGUCAUAACUAUCAUUGUAAUGCAUAAAUCGCAAAGCCUAACUGUCCCUGCCAAAUUUUUACGUUAUCUCUACAUCAAAUCUCUGUUUCUCUAAAUUAAUUACGUCUCCAUCAACUCUCCAUUACAUCUCCAUUACCUCUCCAUUAUCUUUCCAUUGCCUCUCCAUUAUCUCUCCAUUACCUCUCCAUUACAUCUCUAUUACCUCUCCAUUAUCUUUCCAUUGCCUUUCCAUUAUCUCUCCAUUACCUCUCCAUUACAUCUCCAUUACCUCUCCAUUAUCUUUACAUUGCAUCUCCAUUAUCUCUCCAUUACCUCUCCAAUACAUCUCCAUUACCUCUCCAUUAUCUUUCCAUUGCCUCUCCAUUAUCUCUCCAUUACCUCUCCAUUACAUCUCCAUUACCGCUCCAUUACAUCUCCAUUACCUCUCCAUUGAAUCUUCAUUAUCUCUCCAUUACCUCUCCAUUAUCUCUCCCUUACCUCUCCAUUAAACAUAAAUAAGCUGACCUCCCGAUAGAAUUAUAAACCAUUUUUUUUGGACCAGGUGACGCAUGUUUCACUCACCAAGCGGACAUCGUGUUUGUUGUGGACUCCUCCUUCAGCAUCAGACCAGACGAGUUCCAACAUCAGCUGGCGUUUAUUCGAGCAGUCAUAGACGCCUUCACCAUUGGUCAGAACCAAAUUCAAGUGGGCGUGGUGUCGGUCGGCACGGAUGUCGAGGUCAACAUUAAACUCAGCGAGUUCAGCAACAAAAGCAAGCUCAAGUAUGCGGUCAGCCAAAUACGUCAUCUCGAGGGGAUGACCAUGACGCACACGGCCCUGAACUUUGUGCACACACACAUGUUUGAGCCGUCCUACGGGGGCAGACCCUGGGCUAAACACCAAGUUAUUCUGAUCACGGAUGGGAUCUUCCAAGACACCAAGCCCACACUCGUAGAAGCUUCGGACGCACGAAGUAAAGGGAUAGAAAUCUUCAGCGUCUUCAUUGGCCAGGAUGUGAGCCUCUAUGAACAUGUCCUGGAGUCUGUGUCCAGCCAACCCACAAAUCAACACCUGUUCAAGGUGGACGAGUACAGGGCAUUGCUGGGCAUUCAGAAGGCACUCCAAAGUGCUGCUUGCCAUAGUAAGUUGAGGAAGUUUAACUAAAUAUAAUAUUGGGAGGUCUGUUGAUCACAUUAAGUAAUGCCAUUGAGCAUCUUCUUUGUUACAUUAAGUAAUGACAUUGAAAGUCUGUUUUUAUCACAUUAAGUAAUGCCAUUGAAAGUCUGUUUUUAUCACAUUAAGUAAUGCCAUUGAAAGUCUUCUUUGUUACUUUCAGUAAUGCCAUUGAAAGUCUUUUUUGUCACUUAAAAUAAUGCCAUUGAAAGUCUUCUUUGUUACAUUCAGUAAUGCCAUUGAAAGCCUUCUUUGUUACUUUCAUUAAUGUCAUUGAAAGUCUCCUUUGUUACUUUCACUAAUGCCAUUGAAAGUCUUUUUUUGUCACAUUAAGUAAUGCCAUCGUAAGUCUUCUUUGUCACAUUCAGUAAUGCCAUCGAAAGUCUUCUUUGUCACAUUAAGUAAUGCCAUUGAAAGUCUUCUUUGUCACAUUAAGUAAUGUCAUUGAAAGUCUUCUUUGUCACAUUAAGUAAUGUCAUUGAAAGUCUUCUUUGUCACAUUAAGUAAUGCCAUUGAAAGUCUCCUUUGUUACUUUCAUUAAUGCCUUUGAAAGUCUUUUUUUUUUUGUCACAUUAAGUAAUGCCAUCGAAAGUCUUCUUUGUCACAUUCAGAUAGAAUUUAAGGAUGGUACACAUUUAAUUUGUAUUUCCUCAGUCUCAGAACCGAGUGAUGAAGAUGUAAUCGGUGGUGAGGAAUCUUCAGGUAAGAAUUUGAUAGUAACAUAAUGGAAAAAAAAUGUUAGUUAUAAUAAUUAAAUUAAAUAUCAGUUGAUGAAAUAUGUAAUUUGUGUGUCCGUGCACGCAACCCGCAUCUUCAUCAGGCUACCAUCCCAGCAGAUCCAUUGUUCGCACAUGUUUUAGACUUCGGUAGAGAAAAAAGAAAGGCCUGCGCGAGCAAAGGGCAGACGUUCAAAGUAGCGAAGUCAAGUUCGGUCACAGUGGGGGCUUCGCGGUCGCGUUCCAACGAAUUUCGGUUGUAUCAAAUUAUAUGUAUUUUUUUUUUCGGAAGAUUCGUCCGAUUUAAACUUUUAAAGCUUAGAAAAACUUGUUACCACAUUCAACGAAUGACAGAUUUGAUCGUGUUGGUCAUAUUUAUUUGAUCGUGUUGGUCAUAUUUAUUUGAUCCUGUUGGUCAUAUUUAUUUGAUCCUGUUGGUCAUAUUUAUUUGAUCGUGUUGGUCAUAUUUAUUUGAUCGUGUUGGUCAUAUUUAUUUGCAGUGACGAUUUUAAUAAAUUUAAUUUGUUGGAGAAAAAGUUAAUUUAAUGAGUUUGAGACCAUGCAUCAGUAUGAAUCUCGUUUGAAGAGAAGUCACGGGGAGGCUGCAUGAUAAACAAGAUGGCUGGUUAACAUCGGUUGCAAUGUGAGCAAAACGUUGGGCGAACUUCUCUACCGAGAAAUCGGUCGCAUAGUUUAGGCUAAAAAAAUUCAGGGAAUUUCGUAUCCAGUGAGAUAUGGUGUUUAAGAAUAUAAUACGUUUAAAAGAAUUUUUUGUGUGCUUAUCGGUUUCUUUAAAAGGAACAUAUCAUUCUACUCAUAACAUAUGCAGCUCAUAGAUCUCAGUGACUUGAGUCUACAUUAUAAAUUCCCAUAACUUGAGUGUUAGUUAUAGAAUACAAUUAGUUGUAUAUACGUCAUAGAAUACAGCGCAUUAUCGUCAGAUCGUAGAAUAUAAUUAAUUGUGAGUAAAUAUUAGAAUAGAAUUAAAUGUCUGUAACUUAAAGACUAUAAUUAAUUAUAUCCAAAUGAUAGAAUACAAUUAUUGGCGCGUGAAUUAUAGAAUAUAAUACGUUUACGAUAAUUUAAAAAAAAAGUAAUUUAUGCGUAGAUUAUAGAAUAUCAUUAAUUUGUGUGUAGAUUAGAGAAUGCUUAAAAGCGUGUACAUAGUAUGUCAAAUGAGACUUAACAGCGAGAGACAAAGUAACUCAUCAUCUUCACCUCACAUCCUUUCAGAAUGCCGUGAGCACUCAGCUGACGUGGUCUUUCUCAUGGACAGCUCCAGCAGCAUGUGGAAUCCUGACUUUAAAAAGCAGAUAUCAUUCGUUCAAGAGGUUAGUAUGACGUCAUGACCACUGACUUAGCAUGACAUGACCACUGACACUGACUUAGCAUGACAUAACCACUGACUUAGCAUGACAUGACCACUGACACUGACUUAGCAUGACAUGACCACUGACUUAAUAUAAAGUUUACUUUAAAAAUUAUGGCAACUUUCCAACAUUUUGACAUUACAAAAUAAUUGUUGAAAAUAAUAAAAUUUAUAGAAAAAAAAAACACAAAUUAAUUAUUCUUAAUUAUAAAUACCGAGUUCCUUGUUUGUGUGUAACAUUUUCUUGAGUUCUUUAAUUAGUGUGAAAAGCUUUGAUAAGGGAGAUAAUAAUGAUUUAUCCUUAACUAUUAGAAAAAAAUGGAUCAUUUCCCUUGUUUCCAAUGCGUUUUGACAGCUUACCUAAUACGCUACUAAAUUCCGCUUAUAUUAUAAUGAAAAUAAUCAUAUUUUAUUAAUAGCACAUAGUUAGAACUGGCAAUGCGGUAUACACCAUCAAUAAACCUCCCCUUUAUUGCAUAUUUAUGUAAAUAUUUCCGUUCUCAAAGAUUCGAGCAUUGUUCUUUAUAGCCUAAGAAACAAAUGUUCAUAUACUUUAAAGGUUCAAAUUUAUUCAACCUUAGUUCCUGAACUUUUAAACAAAAGCCCAUAUAAAGUCUUAACGUUUUUCAUAUAAAGUCCCUCUGAGCUGUUGCAACUCAAAAUCAUAGUCUUCAUUGCACUUCUAUUGAAAGACAGUUUUGUUGUUGUGAACAUUGCAAUAUUUUAUUGGUAUUGUGGACAUUCUAUUGAUAUUGUGAACAUGUUAUUGAUAUUUUGAACAUUUUGGUAAGAAAAAAUCACAAUAAAUUUAUUUGGAUUCAUAUAAGAAUAAAGUCCUAAUACGUACGUGAACACUUUGACCAGGUCAUCAAAGGUUUUGACAUUGGACCAGACGCCACUCGGGUCGGGGUGGUCGUCUACAGCGACGCCCCAAUCACGUUAGUGGAUUUAUCCGACAAGCAAACAACCAACAGCAUCAUCACCAUGAUGAACAGGGCUCCUCACAUCAUCGGCCGGACGAACACCCCGAUGGCCAUCCGCCACGCCAGGAGGAAGCUGCUGGGUCACGACAACGCGAGACCCCACGUCGCCCACGUGCUGAUCAUACUGACCGAUGGUCAGUCAGACGACCUCACGGAAACGAUUGCCGAGGCAGAGCUCGCGCGCGCCGAGGGGAUUCAGAUCUUUGCCAUUGGAAUCGGGGACAAAGUGGUCGCCCAGGAGCUGAUUGACAUGGCCACCAAACCGAGUGACAAGUUUGUCUUUCACGUCAGCAACUUUACCGGACUUUCAGAAAUUCAACAACUUGUGACGGCAAAAACUUGCGAUGGUAAGAUAUAUAUAAUUAAGAUCUGGUUACAGAGCUUCAGACACAUGACAAAAAAAUUACUUAAUUUUCUGUUUUAAACUUAUUAUAAAGGUAUUUGAAUGAAACAACACUUAAAAAGAAGGUUUUUCGUAUAAAAACUUUACAAAAUCUGAUAUUGAGCAAAUGGGGGGAGGAGGGACUUGGAAAUUGGACAAAAUAUGCAUUCAAGUAACGCACUUUAUCAGAAUCCCAUUUAGAUCCCUCACCCCCCUUUUUUCCCAGGUCUCGCAACUGCACAUUUUUUUUCACGCUCUUGAACUUUAGGCAUAAUCUAAAGACUUACUGGCUUGUACACCGCAUACUUAGUCCAUUUCAACAACUAGUUCAGAAAAACAAAAGCCAAUAGUAUGCACUUGCGAUGCUUUGUAGUAUCGAAUUUCAUUUAGCGCUGUUAUCGGGAAUUUUAUUUUGGGAAAUUAACGUCACCGAAUUUCCCUCAUCUUCCCCUUGAAAACAAAUGAACAACUGAUCUUUGAGAUUUGGGGCUGAGGCUGAAAAUUUAAUACGUAUUGUUGUUUAAACGAGUCUGUGUACUAAGUUUCAGCUCGAUAGGUUGACGGGAAGUGGGUCAAUAAGCUGUGCAUAGAUUUUGCCAGACACGAACAAAAGCGAAGUUAAUAUAAAGGAUUUAGAGACAAUUUUUUCAUUAACAUAUUGUAAAACUUUGCAUGACAUUACAGUUAACUAAAUUCUCCAAUAUGUAAUAAUUAUCUAUUUCUGAACAGCUGCCACAUACAUUGCGCAGAAGUCAGCUGAGGACAAGGGUGCCAUUGGUGAGUACAUAGGGAGUGGUAUAAAUAAUAUAAAUAUCGAUAUUGUGAGUGGUGUGAUUAUGACUAUUGAGACAAAUAUACUACGGUGAAACCUUGAAUUAACGAACCUUCAAAUAGCACUGCCCAUGGCUUUUUCGGAAACUCAACCCGACGCGGAACGAUAAAUAUGCACUAGCUGAGCCGGUGAAUAGCACCAUCCCUCCAAAUAGCACACAUUUUGCUCCGGUCUCAAGAGUUUACAUUAUUUAUAAGUUUCACUGUAUAAGGCUACAACGGAGCGUAGAAAAGACCAUUAGAGAAAAUAGUGUAAGAAUUGCUAGAGAAAAGUUGAGAUCAACAUUCGAAUAUAUGCGAAUCUGUAGUGGAAACAUCAGUAAAGUGACAUCUGUUGAAAUCAUAUGUGCUUUCAUCCUAUUUAUUUUGCAUCACUCCAUUGAUGUCGGAAAGAGGAGGAAAUGAUCUCGAACUUCAAAUUCCCUUUUUAUCUUUAUUAUAUAAACAAAUUCCCAUUUUAUAAAAGGGAAUUUAAAAAAAGGAAGAAAAAGACCUCAGAUUCUAGUUUAAAAAAACAGGACUUGAUUUUGUCCAACUUGUUCUGGCGGGCCUUUCAGAUUUAGGACUGUUUAUACCAGAUGUAUGACGUCAGUGUACUUAAUAAAAUAUCCGAACACUCGAACAAGACAUGGGGGAGGGAGGGGGGGUUGAACCCAAACUAUUUCUUUGUAAAUGUAUGCCGUCGUCAUCAUAAAUUUAAUUUACUUUAUAGAUAUAAACACAAUAAGUAGGGACUUUGUAUACGGUCAUGAAAGUCCUUUUUGUGUCGAUUUGAACAUUAUUUCGGGUUAUAAUAAUUACAGUUUAUUUAAUUUAUUUCAUGAGUUAUAAAUGGCUACCUAAAAACUUGAUGAAAUAUAUGGCUACCUAAAAACUUGAUGAAAUAUAUGACUACCUAAAAGCUUAAUGUAAUAUAUGGCUACCUAAAAACUUGAUGUAAUAUAAUAUGGCUACCUAAAAAUUUGAUGAAAUAUAUGGCUACCUAAAAACUGGAUGUAAUGCAUGCUACGCUACCUAAAAAAACUUGAUGUUGUUUUUUCAGAGCCCAUUUGUCCAAAAGUUCCGACAGACGCCAUAUUUAUUUAUGACAAAACGGCCCUCAACCGACAACAUCACAACUUCGUGAUCAACGUCAUCUCCGGAGUAACGGAAGCCAGGAGUCUCAACAGUGAAAAGCUCCGUUUUGGGGUCGUCCGUGAUGCACCACGGGAGAUUUCAUCCAUCCUGCCGGACAUCGACUUGACCAACCAGUGGACGAAAACGGAUUUCAAGAACGAAUUAGACCCGGAGUCGAAGACGGCCGGUAUCGAUGUUCUAUUUAGAAAAGUAAGGAAUCGAUACUUCCCGAGGUGGGACCACAACGGCCAUAAGAGAAUCGUGGUUCUUUUUUUGGAUUCAACUCUGAACAACAUCUGGGGGGCUAACAUCGAGGCUAUCCGUCUGAAGAGAGACUUUGUCCACAUCGUCGUGGUCACCCUGGGUAAACACGUGGGUGUGGAGCAGGUCAACAAGAUGGCAUCAGAGCCACAUGACAGUAACAUCAUUGAUGUUCCUCAUGUUAAAGAGGAGUACAGACGUGAGGUAGCCGACAAACUUCUGUCUAUCUUAUGUCAGUGAACGAACCAUUCUGUUUAUAAUAUCAAUUUUAAACACACAAGUGUACACAUCAGUAUUAGAAGUCUGGUAUUAGAAGUCUAAGUAUUAGAAGUCCAAUAGUAGAUACGUCUACUAAAAGUCUAUGUAUCUUAAGUCUAUAAUCUGAACUCUAGAAGUCUAGUAUCAGAAGUCUAGUAUCAGAAGUCUAGUAUCAGAAGUCUGGUAUCAGAAGUCUAGUAUCAGAAAUCUAGUAUCAGAAAUCUAGUAUCAGAAGUCUAGCGUUAGAAGUCUGGGUAUGAAAAACAAAGCAAAUUGCACAUUUUGAAAAGUGCAUUAAAUUUACUUUUAAAGCCUGAAAUGAAUUAAACUAGCCAAACAAAGCAAAAAAUUAUAUUUUUUAGUCUGGCAAAUUCCCAAAUAAAGAAACCAUACCUUCCAUGCCAGAUCCACUUUGCUAAAAUGUUAACCUUCAGUUGUUUUCUCCCUUCUCUAAUGUUUCUUCACCAAGAUAAUUAUUUCUGUUGGCUGCCGAGAUGUAUGUUCCUUUCCUUGUGACGUCUACUAUAGUUAUUUAUGGUUGGAUAUCAGUGAGUCAUUUCCAUUUAUUUAUCCACUACUUGUUCAAUUCGCCCCUUUUCAAUCCACUACUUGUUCAAUUCACCCCUUUUCAAUCCACUACUUGUUCAAUUCGCCCCUUUUCAAUCCACUACUUGUUCAAUUCGCCCCUUUUUCAAUCCACUACUUGUUCAAUUCGCCCCUUUUUCAAUCCACUACUUGUUCACUUCGCCCCUUUUUCAAUCCACUACUUGAUUAAUCAACUAAUUUUUCAAUCUACUACUUGUUUAAUCCACUACUUAUUCCAUCCACAAUCCAAUAUUUUUUUUCAACCACCAGUACAUGUUCAAUUCAGUACUUCAGAUCUUGCGACCAGAUUUCUGUAAAUUAUUAUUACUAUCGUCAACGAUUAACCUAAACUGUGUCACUUGAUGCCAGGCGUGUAAAUAACCCAGAUUUGACUUAAAUAUGCUCAAUAUGUUUUUUUAUCAUAUUUAUAAAUUCUACAUCACUAGCAGUUCUUUUUACCAUCCCAUUAUUUAUAUAUUUUAAAACAUUGUUUUCAAUGGCAAUCUCUUGUCUGUCAUUGUCCUCUUUAAAUGGCACGUUGGCGACAAUUUAUUUGACGAACAUAUUAUAUAGUGUCUUUGGAAUGGACAUUGACUUUCCUGAAUAUCCCUGUAUCACGAUAUUCGACCCGCUCCCUGUUGACAUGGCGCUAGAAUCAAGGAAAAGUUGU